This is a messenger RNA of Fusarium poae, 858 nucleotides long. RefSeq lists its product as uncharacterized. NCBI's taxonomy places the organism in Eukaryota, Fungi, Ascomycota, Sordariomycetes, Hypocreales, Nectriaceae. Bases 1 to 858 code for a protein of 285 amino acids. The record is from RefSeq and is a predicted model, not a curated record. The transcript has a single exon.
AUGACAAGCUAUGCCCUUGGCGCCAAAGCCGGGCCUUGGGAUUUCUGCUCAACAUGCGGCUGUCACAUCGCCUCGACCGGGCCACCUGAGAAUGAGUACUGGACGGUUUCCACAUCCAUCUUCAUAGAUAGUGCAGACUAUUUUGAUACGAGCAAGCACAUUUUCAGCGAGUCCACCAAGGACGGGGGCAUCGCCGAGAUGUUGACACAUAUGAAAGGAAAAGACUUCAUUGAUUGGAAUCCUCCGCAGGAUAGUCCCGAGGCCAAGAUUGUUGAAUCGCAACCGGAAGUUGGAGAAAACGGCGAGGAGCGUCUUCGGGUCGAGUGCCAAUGCAAGGGAGUAUCAUUUACCAUCCCUCGCCCGAGUCAGGAUAUCAAAAAAGACAAAUACUACUCCCAGUUCGUUUCUCACAGAGACAACAAAAAGUGGUUGGCCACUUUCGACGCAUGCGAUGACUGCCGGUUAAGCAACGGAACUCACGUGGUUGGGUGGAUGUUCAUCCCUCUGACAGUCUGUGAACCCCGUAUCAAAGAUGAUCUUCUCAUCGGCACAGCCAAGACAUUCAAAUCAUCAGACAACGUUGUACGAUCGUUCUGCGGUACUUGCGGUGCCACAAUCUUCUUUUCUCAUAGCCAUCGAAGGCCAUCGGAUGACCAUCAUGUCGUUGAUUUGGCCACAGGCAUCAUCAGAGCGCCUGAAGGCGUGAUGGCAGAGAAUUGGCUCACUUGGCGGGCACGAAUAGCCUGGGCUGACAGUGGAAAGAGAUUUAACAACGCCUUUAUCGAAACAUUCCAAGAGGGUCUAAACAAGUGGGUGUUGAAGAGAGAGGGUGAGAUUGAGGAUUAUAACAUCGGGUGA